Brenthis ino (lesser marbled fritillary) is the source of this 2022-nucleotide messenger RNA. Lineage: Eukaryota; Metazoa; Arthropoda; Insecta; Lepidoptera; Nymphalidae. The record is from the annotation of a GenBank genome assembly.
AUGGUCACUGCCUUAGGAGAGAGAGGGGAGACUGUUUCGAGAAGUUCAUCGCAAAACCAGUUACCUCCCAACAGUGUAGCGUGCGCGAUGACGGAGUACGAGCGCAUUAAAACAAGUUGCCUUCAAAAACAUGAGCUAUGGGAAGACCCCGACUUCCCCGCGGUGCAGCCCUCUGUUUUCUACCACCAAGUCCCUCCCUUUACUUUUGAAUGGAAACGUGCUAAAGAAUUAUAUGCAAACCCAAAGUUUAUACUGGAUAACAACGACACGUUCGACGUAGUGACCGGCAGACUUGGAGAUAAAUGGUUGCUGUCAUGUGUUGGGGUGUUGUAUUUAAGCAAAGGACUUUUCUACAGAGUAGUGCCCGCUAACCAACGCAUCGAUUCUAAUUAUGCUGGAAUAUUUAGAUUUCGCCUUUGGUGGUGUGGGCAGUGGGUAGAAGUAUUGGUAGACGACAGGUUACCGACGGUGCACGGAAAAUUAGCGUUCAUGCAUUGCAGUAAUUCAGAGCAACUUUGGCCAGCUCUUUUAGAAAAGGCAUAUGCAAAGAUGCACGGAUCUUAUGAAGCACUUAAGUACGGCAACCUUUUGGACGGUCUUGCGGAUCUCACCGGCGGUAUCACAGAAUCACUAAAUGUCACCGACUUUAGCGACGCAGCUGCUUUACAUAGUCUUAUGAAAACCACAAGUAUAGUCACAGCCUAUCGGUUACCGAAUGCAGUAACGCAUUCAGUAAAAAGCAUAGAAUCUGGAAUGAAUUAUAGACUUUAUAAUGUUGAGAAGAUAGAAACCAUAGAAGGACCAGUAUUUUUGGUGCGGCUAGCAAGGCCGCCGGUGCCAGGAGAUACGCACAUUACACAUUUUGUUUUGGAUCAUGCAAGUUGGAGUUCCAUCCCGGUACACGAACGAGAGAGACUAACUUCUACCACAAAAGGAUUCUGGAUGCUAUACAACGAUUUUAUUUCAAUGUUCUCUCGCGUGGAAAUGGUACACUUAGAUAUAGAAACGAGUAAAGCUGAAACGUCAUUGAGUGAUAAACAAAAAUGGCAAGUGAAAAGUCAUCAAGGAAGGUGGAAGAAAGGUGUAACCGCGGGUGGAUGUAGAAACCACGUUAAUUUUUUUCACAUGAACCCCCAAAUACAGUUAGUGCUAAAUGAACCAGAUACCAUCAUAAUAUCGUUAAAUCAACACAGUAUCAUGGAACCAAAAGUUAUAGGAUUCAGUAUUUAUAAAAUUACAAAACCUCUUACGGAGACAGCUACGCCACUUUUUUUCAAAAAGACGAAGAGUUCUAUUAAUUCUCAAUACACAAACAGUCGGCAAGUUAGUGAGAGGUGUCACUUAGAAGCCGGCACUUAUUUAGUGAUACCAACUACCUUCGAACCGAGACAAGAAGCCAACUUUUCAGUAAGAGUAUUUUCAUUAAAGCAACAUAAGAUGAAUGUUUUGGACUGCGCCCCACAGAUGCUGAAAGCUGCAGUGCUAAAAGCACCGCCAGGCAUCGAGUCAAAUAGUUUUGCUCAGUACGAGUCACAAUUUAUUCAGAUAGCUGACGAGCACAAAACUAUAAACGCAUUUGAACUGCAAGAGUUACUCGAAAGAUGUCUACCAAAUGAUUAUAUAAAGAGUUGUGCGACAAUAGAAACUUGUAGGCAAAUAAUUUUGUCGAUGGAUAAGGACGGCUCGGGGCGGAUAACUCUAUCUGAUUUUAAGGACCUCAUAUGUAGCUUGAAGCACUGGCAGGUAGUGUUCAGAGCUCAUGCGCCGGAGAAAAUGAGUGUCCUCAGGAUCGAGAGGUUUCGUGACGCCCUCCGCGAUGUCGGCUUCGUCAUACCCGAGAAAGCAUUAUCGCUACUAGUAUUGAAGUAUAUGAGAAAAGACGGAAUGCUGCGAUUUGGAGAUUUCGUAUCAGCUGUUGUUCUUCUUCACAGAGCAUUUCAUAUGUUCUUCAGUAACUUCUCUACGAGUACAUUGAAAGUUAAUUUGACUUUUUCUGAGUGGCUGAAGUCGGCUUUCACAUGC